AGAGUCGGGAAAAUGAAGCGAGAAGGAGGAGCUUCGGCACAGAGAUGACCUCGGGCUCCCCUUGAGGGGCCUUUCCUCAGGUGUCCUCGUCCUCAGUGUGACAGGAACGGUGCCAUCUGGGCACCAGAGUGCAGGUGGGAAUGACACACCCAGCAGUGUAAGAGGUGUCACCAAAUGGGUCAGACCUGCAUUGCUCUUCCCAAGUUCCCAAUUUAUUCCCAAAGCCCGGUGUGUCCAUCCCCCGCCCGGCCAUGUGGUGGUUCCAGCAGGGCCUGUCCCUCCUGCCCGUGGCCCUGGUGGUGUGGUCAGCAGCCUCCUUCCUGCUCUCCUACGUCACUGCCACCGUCCUGCACCACGUGGACCCCCUGGUGCCCUACAUCAGCGACACAGGGACGAUUCCACCCGAAAGGUGCCUGUUUGGAAUCAUGUUGAACAUUUCCACCUUCCUGGGGGUGGCCACCAUGUACGUGCGAUACAAGCAGGUGAGUGCCCUGAUCCCAGAGAAUUCCAGGAUGCUCCGGCUCAACAGGAUCGGCCUCGCCCUGGGCUGGGUCAGCUGCUUUGGCCUCUGCAUCAUCGCCAACUUCCAGAAGUGCAUCCUGUACUACAUCCACGUGCUGGGGGCCUGCCUGACCUUCGGCGUGGGAGCCAUUUACAUGCUGCUGCAGACCAUCCUGUCCUUCCGCAUGCAGCCGCAAUUCCACGGCAAGGGAAUCUGCUGGGCACGCCUGGCCGUGCUGCUCUGGAGCGCCUGCAGCAUCUGCAGCAUGUUCGUGUCCUCGGUGCUGCUCUCCAGUGGCCUCUACGGACCAGGCCUGGUGCAGAAGCUGCACUGGGACCCCCAGGAGAGGCUCCCAGAGCAGCUUCUCCCACUGCUCUCCCUCUCCACAGGGAUACACCCCCCACAUGGUCAGCACCAUCUCCGAGUGGUCCUUGGCCUUCUCCUUCCUCAGCUUCUUCCUCACCUACAUCCGGGACUUCCAGGAGGUGUCCCUGGGGGCCGUGGUGACGCUGCAGGGCCAGGCCCCGUCCCCGCCGGGCUGGGGGCAGGAGGAGCAGGGGCUGCUCUUCCCAGGGAGCGUCUGAGGGAGCUCCCGGAGCUCAGGAAUUCCUCCCGGAGCUGAGCAAUUCCCCCGGCAGCGGCAGCAGCGACACCUGCGGGCAUUGCUGUGUCCCCAGGCCAGGGUGGCUGACGGGACUUUGCUGUCCUUGGCACCGGGGGCGUCACUUUUUACCCUCCAGCAACACCAAACGUGGCCCGAGCCGGGCACGGUCCUGACAUUUCUGCCCCAGUGAAGGAUUAAAUGAAGGGUAUUAACGA
Messenger RNA from Myiozetetes cayanensis, 1321 nucleotides. RefSeq names its product DNA damage regulated autophagy modulator 2 (gene DRAM2). The coding region runs from base 252 to 1124 and encodes 290 amino acids. The transcript is spliced from 9 exons. The record is from RefSeq and is a predicted model, not a curated record. Gene Ontology annotation, cellular component: lysosome. Lineage: Eukaryota; Metazoa; Chordata; Aves; Passeriformes; Tyrannidae. Gene Ontology annotation, biological process: regulation of autophagy; photoreceptor cell maintenance.